Molecule: messenger RNA, 1238 nt
Organism: Caenorhabditis sp. 36 PRJEB53466
Lineage: Eukaryota; Metazoa; Nematoda; Chromadorea; Rhabditida; Rhabditidae
Source: the annotation of a GenBank genome assembly
AUGAUGACCAUCAUCAAAAUCGUCUUUCUCCUUGCACUCUGCCCUUUUCAAGGUAACCAGAGCAGUUUCCCAUCCAGCUAUUGCCACUUUCUUCAGCUCCUGCACAAAACGCGACAGCACCACUGACAAACUCAACAGUUGAGCCAGAUUAUGUGAAAGUCAUCAACAACUUUCGUUCCUACGUGGCCAGAGGCAAUCUGACGAAGGACAUCAGAAAUUACACGAAUCUAUAUCUGCAGAAGCUGAACAACUACAAUUUUUCGAUGGCGCCUGCCUCAAUGCCGACGGUGCAAGGCGCUGGAACGAAUGGUGAGUCAGAGUGUUGAAAAAGCAUUAUUCAUAUUCGGUUAUUUUCAGUGACCACUUUCAAUGCCGCUCGUCAAAAAGAGAUCAUCCGCAGAAGAAUAAGUCGACGGCUGAGUGAGUACAUUAAAAAUCCGCGGGCUUUUCCUGGAACACACACUUUUUACAGAUUACACGGUCGGUCCAGUGGCCAAUAUGAAGAAGCUGACGUGGAACGGAACUCUCGAGAAAAUGGCGAAGGAUGGCGGUUGUCAAGAGAUUCUCGGAGGAACGAACAAGAACUACGAGUGGCGCGUCAAUGUGACAGAAGAGGGCACGAAUAAUGUCACUCUCCAAAACUACACUGAAAGCCAUCGAAUUGUUUCUCUGCAGUUCAAUUCGACCGGUUCGAAUGGGAAAGCACUCAAUGUGUCGGAAGCGGCGAGUUUGUGCUGCCUUUCCACUCGUGACUGUUUUGUUUUCAGCUUGAAAAGUAUGUCGAAGUGAAUGCGCGGAAAUUGGAACAAGUCGAGCCACCGACUACUAGUGCAUUCCACACCAACUACAUCAUCGGCGAGUUGUUUUGGGCGGACCGUGACGAGAUCGGAUGCGCAAUGGUGCAAGGAUGUCCGAAUGUUCGGACGGGCAUGGAGACUCUUCCAACUCCGAUUGACAUGCUCGUUUGUCACAUUUCACCGGGACCGCCACUCUCACUCUCAUCGGCGGCGUUCGAGAGCGGCACUGUUGGCUCGAACUGUCCGGACAACUAUGUGAAGCAAAAUGAAACCGACUUGUGUAUCAUCAAUCCGAAACUCAGCGAGACUCAGAAGUCAUAUGUGCUGCAGGGAAAUCGCGACGGACGGCCGAUCCAGCUGUUGGAGCCCGAGGAGCCGGACGGAGCGAGUCUGGCGAUGGGGCCUAUGCUCAUUGCUCUUUUGUUCACGCUUCUUUAUUGA